Messenger RNA from Lutra lutra (Eurasian river otter), 1454 nucleotides. It is a transcript of the gene UBE2N, whose product is annotated as ubiquitin conjugating enzyme E2 N. The coding region runs from base 317 to 775 and encodes 152 amino acids. The record is from RefSeq and is a predicted model, not a curated record. Lineage: Eukaryota; Metazoa; Chordata; Mammalia; Carnivora; Mustelidae. The transcript is spliced from 4 exons.
GCGUAAUCGCACCGUCGCGCGGCGGGCUCGGCCACGAGCGCCAGAGCUCCGCGCCGCCUCGCGCCUCCUCCCCCAAGUCCCUGCCCCGCUGGGGCUCGUCACUUCCGCCAACCCCAGGCCGGGGCUGGGGCGGGGGAGGGGGCCAGGUCCUAGAGAAGCCCGCGCACGAGCAGGGACUACAUUUCCCAAGGGGCCUCGGCGGCGGCGGCGGCGGGCGCGGCAACGUCCCCCGGAAGUGGAGCUCUGGACUUCCACUCGUGCGUGAGGCGAGCGGAGCCAGAGUCGAGACCAGAGGCCGAACUCGGGAUCUGACAAGAUGGCCGGGCUGCCCCGCAGGAUUAUCAAGGAAACCCAGCGUUUGCUGGCAGAACCAGUUCCUGGCAUUAAAGCAGAACCAGAUGAGAGCAACGCCCGUUAUUUUCAUGUGGUCAUUGCUGGCCCUCAGGAUUCCCCCUUUGAGGGAGGGACUUUUAAGCUUGAACUAUUCCUACCAGAAGAAUACCCGAUGGCAGCCCCUAAAGUACGUUUCAUGACCAAAAUUUAUCAUCCUAAUGUAGACAAGUUGGGAAGAAUAUGUUUAGAUAUUUUGAAAGAUAAGUGGUCCCCAGCACUGCAGAUCCGCACAGUUCUGCUAUCGAUCCAGGCUUUGUUAAGUGCUCCCAAUCCGGAUGAUCCGUUAGCAAACGAUGUAGCAGAGCAGUGGAAGACCAACGAGGCCCAAGCCAUAGAAACAGCUAGAGCAUGGACUAGGCUAUAUGCCAUGAAUAAUAUUUAAAAUCGAUCUGAUCAUCAAGUGUGCAUCACUUAUCCUGUUCUGCCAAGACUUCUUCCUUUUUUGUUUGCAUUUAAUGGACACAGUCUUAGAAACAUUACAGAAUAAAAGUCCAGACAUCUUCAGUCCUUUGGUGAUUAAAUGCACAUUAGCAAAUCUAUGUCUUGUCCUGAUUCACUGUUGUAAAGCAUGAGCAGAGGCUAGAAGUACCAUCUGGAUUGUUGUGAAACGUUUAAAAGCAGCGGCCCUUCUCUGCUUUUAUUCAUUUCCCCCAUCGUGGUUAAGCACUGUGAAUGAAGGUAGUUGUCAGGGUUAGCUGCAGGGGUGUGGGUGUUUUUCUUUAUUACUUUUUUGAGGGGGAGAGGUAGUUUUAUUUUAAUUUUAUGGGCUCCUUUCCCCCUUUUUAUGGUGAUCUAAUUGCAUUGGUUAAAAGCAGCUAACCAGUUCUUUAGAAUAUGCUCUCUAGCCAAGUCUAACUUUAUUUAGACACUGUAGAUGGACAAGCUUGAUUGAACCAAAAUGGGAACAUUAAACAAACAUCACAGCCCUCACUAAUAACAUUGUGACUUUGCUGUCAAGUGUAGAAUCCUUCCUUCAAGAAAAAGCUUGUGACCAUUUUGUAUGGCUUGUCUGGAAACUUCUGUAAAUCUUAUGUUUUAGUAAAAUAUUUUUUGUUAUUCUA